Messenger RNA from Didymella exigua CBS 183.55, 3208 nucleotides. Its product is annotated as TPR-like protein. Gene Ontology annotation, molecular function: protein binding. NCBI's taxonomy places the organism in Eukaryota, Fungi, Ascomycota, Dothideomycetes, Pleosporales, Didymellaceae. The transcript has 2 exons. The record is from RefSeq and is a predicted model, not a curated record. Bases 190 to 2976 code for a protein of 928 amino acids.
AUGCUUGAAAGGGCGGCUGCAGAUGUCAUGCUGCCUGGUAGGGCUGAAUUGUCAGGUUCCACUUGCUAGCACCUUCGUAAUUAAUGCCAACUAGUGUCGGCGCUAAAUUGCAACAUUCUCCACCGAGCAUCUUGGAACAAAAUUCGAGAACACCCCGCAACGACACCUCGCAAUCGAUAAGUAGCCAGAAUGGGGGACGUUUUACUACAGUUCUUCCGCACAACAUUGCCGGACGAGCUUGCCGCUGUUCUACAUGACGUUCUCAGGGCGACAGAAACUGCCGACCUGCCCACGCUUAGUCAGCUCCUGGAGGUUCAGAUUUUACUUGGACACCAGGACAAUGAUGCCACCAAGGGAGUCAAGAGGGAGAACUUCACAAUCUGGAGCGACUACAUCUUUCAUCGACUUGGCUUGUUGUUCCCAUUCAGGAGUGAAGAGAAGGACACGCCGAUAAAGGAAACCUUGCAGUAUCGUGUACAUCUGCUCUGGGCGGUCGCAGUCGCAUCACUGAAUGCUUUUGUGCAAUCAACCGUCACCGGACCACCGCUAUCGUUCAAGCCGGCUGAACUUCUGUUCACCAAAGAUGUAUCCAGGGAUUCCACUGCCGUUCGCAAGAUUCAGCAAGACCUGAUCGCCUCUUUGAGCUUGGACGGCAUCGCAGCGUACAAGCUGACUCCAAAUAUCGAACUUCUUUGUCUCGCGGAUACCAUCUUGAUCAAUCCGGUGUUUCAGAAGUUCAUUCCGCUGUCGGUGUGGGCGAGAUUGAGGGUUAGCUUCACCUAUCAGAGGCUGCUUAGUGAGCCGGCGCCGAGCUUGCAGACUACCAUCUACGAUGAUCUGAAGGAUGUUGAGAAGCUCGUCAAAGAUGCUGGAGACGACGAAAAGAUUCCGGAUCUGCAUUCAAAUUUCCUGCUCGAGCGCGCGGCGGUACACACGCACCAUGGCCUGGACAAGCAAGCAAAGGCUGACCUGGAACAAGCGACUGCUGAGCGCAAGUUUGAAUUUGCCUUGACUGGUCUGAUGGGAAAGAGGACGAAGUUUCAGCAGAAAGAUACAAGCCAACUUCUUGUACUGGCCAAGAGCGCGGAGAAAGGCUCGAAAACCGCAGCUACGGAGGCGCCAGGACCGAAGGCUCUGGACCUGAAUGACGACACACUCCAUGAGACGAUCCAGUUCACUGAGAAGGUUGCAUCAAUGGAUAUUAAGGAGGGGUCAAAGCUCCCGCCCAGCCUCGCCGAGCUGGAUCCUGCGAGCCAGCCGCUUCUGGAGCCUCUAGAUUCGGUCAUCUUGCUUUCGCUGGCCGAGAGUAUUAAGAACACCAAUCCAGCUGAUGGCAUUACCAGAGAGCAGACAAUGCCCUAUGCUGAGCGCGUGCUUGAGGGCGGUAGCUCGAAUUGGCAGAUCUACACCCAUGCCUUGCUGGUCCGCAGUAGGAUGGAGGGCUACAAAACAAGGACAAUGGAGCGCGGUCUUCUGCAACUCCAAGCGCUUGUCGAUCAGGUCAUUGCCGAGACGUCUGGUAAAGCGACCUCUGACGCAGAGACGGAUGAGAAGGUCACAGCUUUCCUGCCUGGAGCGAAAGAGGGUGAAUCAGCAUCCGUGGAAGAUCGACUACGCUACAUAUUUGCAGUCUGCUCGCCGUCGAGAUGGGAGUUGGAGGCUGAACUUGCUGCGAGAUGGGUGCACAUUGGCGGUCUCAGAUCCGCACUUGACAUAUACGAACGUCUGGAGAUGUGGGCUGAAGCAGCGCUCUGCUACGCAGCAACAGAGAAAGAAGAAAAGGCUCGCAGGAUGAUCCGAAGGCAGCUUUUCCAUGCGACGUCUGGAGACGAUGUAAUCGCAGAUCUUGACUCGGAGACAUGGGAGGGUGCUCCCCGCGAUCCACCCCCUGCGGAGGCCCCUCGAUUCUACUGCAUCCUCGGUGAUCUCGACAGCGACUUGUCCAUGUAUGAGAGGGCCUGGGAAGUCUCCGGUAAGCGCUACGCCCGCGCGCAACGCUCUCUCGGCCAACGUUACAUCGUUCAGCGCGACUACGAAAAGGCCGCGGAAGCGUACCAGCUCGCCAUCAAAUGCAACGCGCUGAACCACCCCGCUUGGUUCGCGCUUGGCUGUGCCUACCUCGAGCUUCAAAAGUUCAAGAACGCCGUGGAAGCAUUCAGCCGCUGCGUACAGCUGGAUGAGCAAGACGCGGAGGCCUGGUCCAAUCUCGCCGCAUCGCUCCUCCACUUACGACCCAAGACGCGAACACCAGAAGAGGAGGCAGUAGAAGGCAAGGUAACGUCACACCCGCGUACAGACGCACUCAAGGCCUUCAAACGCGCCGCAGCACUAAAGCACGACAACUACCGCAUCUGGUCCAACGUCCUGAUGGUCGCCGCAUCCACGAAGCCACCCAGCUACUCAGACAUCGUCUCCGCACAACGCCGCAUCUGCGAGAUGCGCGGCUCCACAGACGGCGAGAAAUGCGUGGACGACGAGAUUCUCGAUCUGCUGAUCAAGCACCUGGUGCAAUCAAAGCCUGACUCAGGCCUUGACCUGAGUGCGCCGGGUCUCCCUCGUCUCGUCAACGAGCUUGUCGAGAAGCACAUCAAGCCGCUCAUCACUUUCAGCCCUAAGCUUUGGGCGGUGCUCGCGACGCUGUACAUGCACAGCGGUCGCCCCACCUCGGCACUCGAAUGCCACGAGAAGGCGUGGCGCGCAGUCAUGUCACAGCCGAAGUGGGAAGAUCAGGAUGAGAAGGUGUGGACUGCGGUUGCGCAGCAGACCAUUGACCUUGUGGACGCGUACGAAACGCUUGGCCCAAGGGAAAGGACUGAAGGCUUGGCUGCCGGAAGCGGAGAGCUGGUUGCGAAGGACUGGAAGUUCAAGGCGAGAAGCGCGAUUAGGAGUGUGAUGGGUAAGGGGAAGGAGGCGUGGGAGGAUAGUAAGGGUUGGGAGUCGUUGACAGAGAGGAUGGAGGAGCUGAAGAGCGCAUAAAGAGAUACCAAAGCAUUUGCAUUUCGAUAUCAUGCACUCAAUCGAUCGCAACAUCCAGAUCAGUGUCAACACGGAGCGGGAGUGGAAGAAGAAAGGCCCCAAGCUGGUUAAGUACGAGCACUGGGGGACAGAGCCGAACUGGGAGAAAAAUGUGAUAAUGGGCAAGAUGACGCAAAGUCGCACUGAAUGUGGACUUGGUGUGUUUCAGGCACUCAUUGUCAAAGCAUACAUU